Messenger RNA from Tripterygium wilfordii, 590 nucleotides. Its product is annotated as phytohormone-binding protein-like. Gene Ontology annotation, cellular component: nucleus; cytoplasm. The record is from RefSeq and is a predicted model, not a curated record. Gene Ontology annotation, biological process: abscisic acid-activated signaling pathway; defense response. The coding region runs from base 78 to 545 and encodes 155 amino acids. NCBI's taxonomy places the organism in Eukaryota, Viridiplantae, Streptophyta, Magnoliopsida, Celastrales, Celastraceae. Gene Ontology annotation, molecular function: protein phosphatase inhibitor activity; signaling receptor activity; abscisic acid binding. The transcript has 2 exons.
UUGAUUUUUGUGCACACCAUAAAUUUCCACCAUUCAUACAGUCUCUAAGAGAGGUUGCAGUAAUUGGAGAGACAGCCAUGGCAACUGAGGUCAAAACCCAAGUGAAGGUUAGCCAUGGUGUGGAACCCUUUUGGAAAGCUUUGGCUAUGGAUUAUAUGCUGGUGAUCCCCCAAAUCAUCCCUAAUUUAGUCAAGAAUGCUGAAUUCAUUGAAGGAGAUGGUGGUCUUGGUACUGUCAUACUCUUCACCUUUGGUCCAAAUGUACCAGCAAUGAAGUACCAGAAGGAAAAGAUUGUGGAGCUUGAUGCGACUUUGCAUCGGAUUGCGAUGGAAGUGGUGGAAGGAGGUCACCUGAACCUUGGUUUUUCUUCAUACAAGACGACUUUCCAACUGACAGCACUGGGAGAGCAAGAGACUCUUGUUGAUCUCACAGUGACGUAUGAGUCUGAAAUUGAUCAGGAAAGUAGCAUGCCAUCAAAGACAACAGCUUCUGCACUAACUUAUGUCAAGUGCCUCGAAAAUUACUUGUCGAAUCCUGUCGUUUAGAUGAUCAUAUCUUCAUGAACUCAAUAAACAUUGUGUGUUUUAUGC